CCCCACUUUACGUAUACAAUGUGACAAAAGAAUCCUCGGAGGCCCCACAGAGGUCGCUAAUCCUCAUGAAGACAGGUUUCUGUUGUUGAUAAGGUGAAAUUUCCAUUAGCUCGUCAAACGAUGACGACGUCAUGGGACAAAGACAAAGACAAAAAAGAAAGAAUAAAGUUCCAACUCCAAUGGGCAAUCAAUCUCUGGUCAAUAAGAUCGUUAGGACUCUUAACAACUGGAGCCGCAGACGAUGGUUUUACAUCUUUAUACCCCGUCGCAAAGUAAUUAAAAUGUAGAUAAACAAGAGGCAUCAUAACAAACACAGGUACUGAUAUAAAUAUAGGUGUUGUGGGGUUGAUGAUGUGACUGCCGCAGCCACAAGGCUAGAGGUACUGCAUAUACUAUAUAUACUAUUCUACUAUAAGUGUAAGAAUUAUGUAGAUGUUUUUUAUUCUCUGACUAUUAACAGCACAAAGUAUAGAUGUCCAGAAUUCAAAAAGUGCUCAACAAAAACACACACACAUAUAUAUAUGUACUCUUUGACUAAAAUUGUGUUUAAAUUUAUAUUUAGGGCCUGUUUGCCUAUUUGUGCCUGUCUCUUCUCAAACUGUCUCUUACUUCCUCACCCUGCUCUGCCUCCCUCCCGCCCACACCCCUCAGACGCAACAACAGCAACGCAGCACGAGACGCCACUAAUUAACAGAACAGAAGGAAUCUAUAGUCGGUAAAAAGGAAAGUUGCAGCUUGUUUAUAGCGUUGGAUGAAGAUUUGUUCUGUCUGGAAUACUGUAAUCAGUUCUGACCUAAAGUUCCAGCUACUUCCAGUCUCUUGGGUCACUUGUAAACGGGGGGUGGGCUAAGAGGAGGGAGAGAAACGUCAGGGGGAGUCGAGCAUCAGCCUGAGGUCCAGCUCAGGUCAUGGGCUUUUCCUGUUGUCGAUAUAUAAACCCACUUCAAGUUCACUCUGGACUUGGACUCUUCUUCAGUCACUUACAUGUUCAUUUCGUGACGAUAGAAUCACGUACACGUUGGCACAUGUUGCUGUGAUUUUUAUGUUAUGGGGUCAGAAAUAUCUAUGGGGAUUUAUCAAAAAUACACACAGAUAUGAAUGGUAGACCCUGUUCAUACCUCUAACAUCACUUUGUUAGGAGCCUUUGAUGUUGUAAAAUGGAAGGACAAAAAAACCCCUGGUGUCAUAGCACAUUAGCUUGUCUGCCGCACAGAUUCAGAUUUCGUCAAUCUGCAAGCAACUGACGAGACGCUCCUGUCUGUCUGGUUUGCCAGAAAGACCAACAAGAACUAAAGACUAAAAACUAAAGAAACGGCAAAUGAGUACAAGAGGAGGGAGCAAGGUGAUUGCUGAAACCAAGGAUGAAUUUUGAGCAGCCUCCUCCAUACCCAGGCAGUGGGCCCACUGCUCCAUGCUACCCAGCCCAGGGUCCACCCCCACAAGGGUACCCACCACAGGGUUACCCACCACAGGGUUACCCAGUGAACAUGGAGCAGCCUAAUCCAGCUUACCCUAAUUAUCCAGUUGGACCACCAGGACCCGGGGGUCCAUAUCCCGUCCAAGGAAUGCCUCCCUACCAGGGGUACCCUGAACAACAACAGUAUGGCUGGCAGGGAGGGCCACCUCCUGGGACUAUGUAUGGAGAAGCUCCCAAAAACACAGUGUACGUGGUGGAGGACAGGAGAAGGGAAGGCUCAUCAGGAGAAACGUGCCUGACAGCUUGUUGGACCGCGCUGUGUUGCUGUUGCCUCUGGGAUAUGCUUACAUAACACCACCCAUCUGCUGCUCACUCACACUCACCUCAUUUCUGUGCCUUCGACCCCCCACCCCCAGCCCUCCCUUUACCCACCUGCUUUAAUCCUUACACUCCCUCAAAUAACCCCUACAUUUAAAUCAACACUUUUUGGCUCAUCUAUUAAUAGAAGCCUAAUCUGAUAUGGAAGGCUGUGCCUGCAGCAGCCCUCACUGCAUUGACUGACACUGACCACGGGCUCCUAGGUGGCAGCUUUAAAACACGACCUGGAUCUCAAAUGCCACUCCAAACCCUCGUACAAACCCAUUCUAGCAGAACCUCAAGCUCAUCUACCGUGAUGUUCUUUAGGCACUUUAUGAAGUUUACCUCUGUACGACACCGCUCCUGCCUGACAUUAUAAACCUCUCUCCAGCUUUGCUAUUUCCCUGCACAACAGUUACCCCCCUGACCGUUCCCACCCCUGCCCCCUCCACGUAGCAAAGGCCACGAAGCCCGAGGCUGUUAACGAGCCACCGGGUUUUUGAAGAAUCUCGUGCUUUAUAUGUAUGACUCUGCAUUUGCACACAGCAGACUCUAGGUGUCCUCAGGUGUAAUCACAGGACACUGGGUGAUAUAUAUUUAACAAUUUACAGGGAUUUAUGUUUUGAUCGUUGUACACAUUUAAAAUCAACAAUGUUCUUUCUUAGCAAUCUUAAAAUAAAAACCUAAUCCAUUAUUAUUUUUUAAUAUCUGCCGUAGAUAUUGAGACAAAAGAUGACAAAAGUGGUACCUGCAAUCAUUAGAGGAAUUAAUGUUAAAGUUAAGAUAUAUCUUUGCUUCAGAUGAGAAUGUUUCAUUAAAAAUGCAUUUAAACUA
This is a messenger RNA of Cynoglossus semilaevis (tongue sole), 2608 nucleotides long. RefSeq names its product cysteine-rich and transmembrane domain-containing protein 1. NCBI's taxonomy places the organism in Eukaryota, Metazoa, Chordata, Actinopteri, Pleuronectiformes, Cynoglossidae. The transcript has 3 exons. The record is from RefSeq and is a predicted model, not a curated record. The coding region runs from base 1362 to 1769 and encodes 135 amino acids. Gene Ontology annotation, cellular component: extracellular exosome.